AUGUCCACACAGGAAGAGGCCGCAGAGCCCCAGAUAGAUCAGGAGAUUCUCAACUCGUCUACCAAUGACAUUAUAAACCGUGCUAAACUACUAGAUAAUGAGAUAAAGCUUUUCAGAUCGGAGCUAUUGAGACUUAACCAUGAGAAGCAGGUCAUGACAGAUAAAGUCAAAGAUAAUAGGGAAAAGAUAAAAAAUAACAAGCAAUUGCCUUAUCUGGUGGGAAAUGUUGUUGAACUUUUGGACCUUGAAGCUGAACAAGACGCUUCCAAGGAAGGUGCCAACGUUGACUUGGAUUCUACUCGUGUUGGUAAAUCAGCUGUGGUUAAAACUUCCACGAGACAAACUGCGUUCCUACCCAUAAUCGGCCUGGUAGAUCCUGAAAAUUUAAAGCCAGGUGACUUAAUUGGUGUGAAUAAAGAUACAUAUUUGAUUUUGGAUACAUUGCCUGCCGAGUACGACUCGAGAGUAAAAGCCAUGGAAGUUGACGAAAAACCUACAGAAACAUAUGGAGACAUUGGUGGUUUGGAUAAACAGGUGGAAGAACUCAUUGAAGCUGUUGUUCUUCCAAUGCAACAAGCUGACAAAUUCAAGAGUCUAGGAAUUAAACCCCCUAAAGGUGCUUUAAUGUAUGGUCCUCCAGGAACAGGUAAGACCCUACUGGCUCGUGCAUGUGCUGCUCAAUCAAAUGCCACAUUCUUGAAAUUAGCAGCACCCCAGUUGGUGCAGAUGUUUAUCGGAGAUGGUGCUAAGCUUGUGCGGGACGCUUUUGCUCUGGCCAAAGAGAAGGCUCCAACUAUUAUUUUCAUUGACGAAUUGGACGCCAUCGGAACAAAGAGAUUUGACUCUGAUAAGAGCGGUGACAGAGAAGUUCAACGUACAAUGUUGGAAUUGCUAAAUCAACUUGACGGUUUCGGGUCAGAUGACCGUGUAAAAGUGCUUGCAGCAACUAAUAGGGUGGACGUCUUGGAUCCUGCUCUUUUACGUUCCGGACGAUUGGACAGAAAGAUUGAAUUCCCCCUGCCUACAGAAGAAUCCCGAGCUCAAAUUUUACAAAUACAUUCUCGUAAGAUGACUUGUGAUGACAAUAUUAACUGGGAAGAAUUAGCAAGAUCUACGGACGAAUUCAACGGUGCACAACUUAAGGCCGUUACUGUGGAGGCCGGUAUGAUUGCCUUGCGAAAUGCACAGAAUGUUAUCAAACAUGAGGACUUUGUGGAUGCUAUUGGUGAAGUCCAGGCUCGUAAGUCGAAGUCAGUUUCUUUCUACGCUUAG
Molecule: messenger RNA, 1272 nt
Organism: Komagataella phaffii GS115
Lineage: Eukaryota; Fungi; Ascomycota; Pichiomycetes; Pichiales; Pichiaceae
Product: One of six ATPases of the 19S regulatory particle of the 26S proteasome
Exons: 1
Coding region: 1-1272 (423 amino acids)
Biological process (GO): proteasome-mediated ubiquitin-dependent protein catabolic process
Cellular component (GO): proteasome regulatory particle, base subcomplex
Molecular function (GO): ATP hydrolysis activity; proteasome-activating activity; ATP binding
Source: RefSeq, a predicted model, not a curated record